This is a messenger RNA of Stegastes partitus (bicolor damselfish), 2039 nucleotides long. RefSeq names its product proton activated chloride channel 1 (gene pacc1). The transcript has 8 exons. Lineage: Eukaryota; Metazoa; Chordata; Actinopteri; Pomacentridae. The coding region runs from base 339 to 1403 and encodes 354 amino acids. The record is from RefSeq and is a predicted model, not a curated record.
UAAAGUGUUAAACAACAUUUUAAACGUGACUAUGUUUGUGAGUCUUCCUACGAGCACCUGAACGCAGCAUUAGGAAUCAUUCGAAAUGAAGGAAACGAGGAAACACGUGAAGGAAACACGAUUUUCUGAUCGUGUCGCGGCCUGUAGGAGCUUGAUGAUUGUGAGACGGACUUUUAUCGAGGCGAGGAGCCGAGUGUCGGUGUGGAGCUGAAACCUGGAACCUAAACCUGCUUCAGGGGGGAAAAGCGUUCUUAAAAAUGCAGCUUUUAUUCAUCAAAAGUCGUUUUUUACCGUCGCACAGAUAAUCUGAUGAGACAAAAGUUCAUUUAGUGGGAAAAAUGCUCCGAAAAGAAAGAACCCGAUCCUACCAGGAGUUCAACGACGAAGACGAUGACGAUGAAGGUAACACUCGGUCUCAGGGCUUUUUUGACGACGGCGCCGAAGACUUGGACUGCGAGGAGCCCAACGGCAGCAUAUCCCAAGAGGACGACAUCAGGGACAACAGUCAGUCUAGGAGGUUCAGUAAAACCUGCCUGAAGAACGUCUUCACCGUGGUGCUCAUCUUCAUCUACCUGUUGCUGACGGCGGUGGCGGUGUUUCUCGCCUACCAGACCAUCUCCGACUUCCUGUUGAAGCUCAACCAGCCCGUCAUGUCUGUCACCUACAAAGAGGUUGACUCGUUUUCACCCCCAGGUAUCGCUCUUUAUCCCGGCAAAGCUCAGCUGCUGGGCUGCAAACACCACUACCACGACUACAUCCCACCGCUAGUGGACCCCGGCAAGCCUCAGGAGAAGGACUGUGAGAUCACACACGUGACUUACAUCGGGCCGUUCACAAAUCAAACACAGAAAAGAGCUCUGGUGGUCCGCGGCCCGUCUGACGUCAGAAACAAAGAGCUGAUCUUCAUGCAGUUCAGUCAAAAUGAAACAGAGGAGGACUUCAGCGCCAUCACUUACAUGCUUUUUGCAAAGUUUAGUGACUUGAUUGAGAGUGCAAAUAAAUCUGAGUUUAUGAGGGACUGUGAGAGGAAUUACUCCAUGUGGACCUUCUCUGGAGGAUUCAGAACCUGGGUCAAGAUGUCUCUAGUCAAGACUUCUGGGAAACGCAAUGAAGCUGUGGAGUUUCGGCAAGAGUCCGCUGUGGUGAAAUUCAACGACAAAAGACCCGAACCAGAACAAACCAAUCAGCUCUUCUUUGCUGUCUUCGAAUGGCGAGAUCCUUUCAUGCAGGAAAUCCGACUGAUAGUGACUGCAAAUCCCUGGAGCUCCGUAGCCAUCCUCUGCGGCGUCUUCAUGGCUCUUUUCAAAGCUGCUAAUUUCGCCAAACUCACUGUUCAGUGGAUCAUCAAGAUGCGUAAGAGGCAUCUGAAGAAUAAAGCGCGAGAGCUGAACCAAGUGAGCUGAAACACUUUGUAGAAAAACACUGCUGACGCAACCUGACGAGAUCCAGUUUAUCUGACUAAGCCGAGUCUUUAUUUUUACACUGCUGCGUUCGCUGAGGUCACUAACUUGCAUUAUUUUGUAAUAACUGCUGGGAAUUCUCAAUACUAAAGCAUUUUAUCCGUAAGAUUUUCAGUGAAUUUUUUGUUUUUGCUGCAUUUCAAAAUAAGAUGUGUGUCAUGAUUGUCUUCUGAAACAUUCCAGGGAAACAUGACACAUAUAUUGCUGAAAGCUAAGACACUGUUAAAGACGCUUCGGGUAUAAAACUGAGAAAAUGUGAAGUUUGAUAAAAACAAAACAAUAGUUGGACAAUACUAUUUUAAAGGGAGUCUUUUGUCUAUAUGUGGCAUUUUGUAAGAGAAAUUUCCAUUAAGAAUGAAAAUUGUAUUGAUAACUCCAAAGGGAUUGAACUGGCUUUAAUCUGCUGUUUAUUUUUUAUAGUGUUUGUGGUAAAUCAGUUUUUGCAGUACUUUCACUUUUUUCAUUUAAUUUCAACUGAAAUGUCGUUACUUGAAUUGUAAAUGUGUCCUGGUCAGUAGUGUAGCUCAUAUGUCAUAUUUUUAGAGUUGUUUGGAAAAUAAACACAUUUUUUAAAUUUUA